AGGUGUCAAUUCUUUCAAGACAUUUAUGGCAUACAAAGAUGUAAUGAUGACAACGGAUGAAGAAAUGUAUCACAUUUACUCCAAGUGCAAAGAUAUUGGAGCCCUAGCCAUGGUCCAUGCCGAAAAUGGUGACUUAAUUCACGAGGUAUACAUUUCAAGGCAUAUUUUUCCCAACCAGAAUUAUGAAGCCUGUUGAUCAAGCCCUCGUAUCACAGUGUGUGGAGUGUUUUAUUUUGUAUUUUAGUGCUCCAAAAAAAUGGUAAACCUUGGUAUCACUGGUCCCGAAGGACAUGAAAUGUGUCGUCCAGAAUGGGUAAGCUUUAUAACAUUCCAAGCUACUUUACGUACCUUAACCUGCAGAACUUCCCCAUGCAUUGACGAGUAAAAUCGUCUGGCGUUCGAAAUCGUCUGGCCCUCGAAAUCGUCUGGCCUUCGAAAACGAGGUCGGCAUUCAGCAAUGCCAACCUAUCAAUCUCCCAGGUCGGCAAAUUUUUGCUAACCUUAAUUCAGCCAAAGUAAGAAUGUUUUGGUGCUGAUGUAGCUGUUAAAAAGUCAGCGAUUAUAGAAUUCGAUUCGUAGUUCGAUUAAGUGAACACACUUUGGUUAAAAAUUGAUGGGUAUAUUCUAUAUAUAAUUUAGGCAAGACUCCAAAAGAAAAGUUGUGGUAUUACUAUUAACUGUAGUUUGUGUUUAUAUUCCAAUUUCAAUGAUUACUAGUGCUCCAAGACAUGGAAACAGAUUUUAAAAAAUGCGGAGACAUGCCGACCAAGGUCAGAUUUAGGUCGGCAUUUUUUUGCCGACCUCAAUUUUGACGGUUUUCGAGGGCUGAUAAACCUUGUACUACACACUAAAUUCAGACAGUGGACUCUUUUGUGAGUUUGGACACCAAAUUAAUGAAAUUUUCAUUUCAAGGUUGAGGCUGAAGCGACACUUCGAGCCAUCACCAUAGCCAGUCAGGUAAGGGCUAUCUUUGAAAAUAUGGAUGAAGCAUAGUUGGAUGAAGCUGUUCUCAGGUUUCAUCUGUAGAAGACCACAGGCUAGUGGCCGAAAGCUUGUCAAAAAUUAUAAUUUUUUUUGCUCAGAGAACAACUCGUUUUAUUAUACCGUAUCUUGAUUGACUAUGGUUCUAGUUUUGUAGUCAUAUAAAAAAAUUGUGUAUUUUCCUAUUGUUUCCAGGUGAACUGCCCAUUAUACGUUGUUCAUGUUAUGAGUAAAAGUAGUGCCGAGGUGAUCGCCGACGCCCGCAGGAGAGGAUGUGUGACGUUUGGUGAACCUAUUGCUGCCUGCCUCGGCACAGAUGGUACUAAUUAUUGGCAUAAAUGUUGGCGACAUGCUGCGGGUCAUGUGAUGGGACCUCCAUUACGUCCAGACACUACCACGCCCGCCUAUCUCAUGGACCUCCUCGCUAAGUAAGUUUGGAUUUAUAUAUCCUUACAGGUAUUUUUUUUACAAAACAUUUGGUUUCGAAGAUGGGAACCUUGAAUGAUAUGGAUGGGUUUUAUAUUACAUAAUAUUGAUGUGAAUUUUUACUGUAUAUGUGAAUAUUGAUGUGAAUUUUUUUUACAAAACAUUUGGUUUCAAAGAUGGGAACCUUGAAUGAUAUGGAUGGGUUUUAUAUUACAUAAUAUUGUAUAUGUGAAUAUUGAUGUGAAUACCACCAUCAUCUCUACCACCAUCAUCACCACGCCACAAUCACCACGCCACAAUCACCAUCAUCAUUCUAACCACCAUUAUCACAUGAAUCAUCAUCACCAUCAGCCCUCGAAAACAAGGUUGGCAUUUUUUUUACCUACCUUAAUUCAGCCAAAUUAAGAAUUUUUUGGUGCUGAUAGUUGUUAAAAAGUCAACGAUUAUAGAAUUUGUUUCGUAGUUCAAUUAACUAAACACACUUCGGUCUAAGGUUAAAAAUUGACGAGUAUUCUAUAUAUAUAAUUUAGGUAAGACUCCAAAAGAAAAGUUGUCGUGUUACGGUAGUUCAUGUUUCCACAGAAAACGGCAUGCUUUAUAUUCCGAUUUCAAUUAUUCGUAAAAACGUGAUUACUAGUGCUCCAAAACAUGGAAACAGAUUUUUAAAAAAUGCCGAGACGUGCCAACCUAGGUCAGAUUUACUGUAGGUCAGCAUAUUUUUGCAUCACCAUAUCACCUUAAUCAUGACAUGACCAUCAUUAGUAUUAUUGAUUUUUGUUUCAGUGGUGAUCUUCAAUGCACAGGAACUGAUAACUGUACAUUUAGUGCAAACCAAAAAGCUCUGGGCAAAGAUGACUUUAGAAAAAUACCUAACGGUGUAAAUGGUAAGUUUGUAAAUGCUCAUAUAUAUUUAUAUGUUUACAUUAUUUUGAAAUUUUAUUUUUACUGCUCAUCUCUCAUUAGUCCAGUGUUACUACAGGUUGAAACCUAAACUAAACCAACUUAUACUGGAUAGCUGUAUCAGUUCUAAACUGUUCCCCCUAGAGGUCCAGUAAGUGUAAUCUCUUAUUCAUCCAGUGUUACUAGAGGAGGAAACCUAAACUAAACUAACUAUUCUAAACUGUUCUUGCUAGAGGCCCAGUAAGAGUCAUCUCUUAUUGAUCAAGUGUUACUAAACUAAACUUUAUUUAUACUGGAUAGCUUUAUCAGUUCUAAACUGUUCUCCCUAGAGGUCCGACACACGUAAUAACCGCUGUUCUACCAAUUUUGUUCUAUAGGUGUCGAGGACCGCAUGUCUGUUAUCUGGGAAAAGGGCGUGGUAAGUUGGAUUUUGUUUCAUUUGUCAACAGCUAGUGUACUGUAAAUUUAGAAAACAACCCUGAAAGAGUCGUUCUUUGGUGUUGAAUUUUCUUUUGACUUUUAUGUCAAGAAAUUUUGCCGAGUGCAAUCAUUCAAUCUCUUUAUAUUGUGUAGCAUAGCGGCAAGAUGGAUCCGUGUCGAUUUGUAGCAGUUACAAGCACAGAGGCAGCGAAAAUUUUCAAUAUUUAUCCUCAAAAGGUGAGCAGAUUUUGAUAUGACACUUGUGUAUGUGACAUUCUGUGCAUCUAGUAUGAAAGUUAAGCAGUGAAAAUCACACAUUUUAGAGUUAACUACUCGAGUUGCAUUGUGCCCUGACACGCCCUAUUUUACUCUGUCUAAUGCCAAACCAUUUUACUCAUCAAGGGGAAAGUUGUAGCAGCACUCGAUGGGUUAACCCUUUAAGUGACAAUGCACCCUGAUGCGCCCUACAUUAGUAUUUUACUCUGUCUAACGCCAGACGAUUUUACUCGUCAAGUGGAGACUGCUGCCACUCAAUGGGUUAAUCAAACUAUCUGCCCAUAUGACCCAUUAUAUUGCCCUACUGUAUUUUUUCAAUCAGCAAGGUGAGAACGCUUGUACUCAGUGGGUUAAUAUGAUCUGAAGAACCUAUUGAGUGGCAGAGCUCGCCCUCAAUUUUGAAGUUACAGUAGACCUGUUAAUUUCUUAAUUCAAUUUGAUUCCUCAAAUUUAUUCAGUUUUUCUCUCGUUUUUCAGGGUCGUAUAGCGGUUGGUUCUGAUGCUGAUGUUAUUAUAUGGGAUCCCAAUGCCACCCGAGUUAUCUCGUGCAAGACACAUCAUCAGGUAAAAAAUAUCAAGUCUUUAGAGAUAAAGUUGAAUACACAGUCGAACCUCGGCCAAAAGAGGAUGAGAAGAUCUCUAUGAGCAUUGCAACUCUCGCUUGCAUUUGACUACCAACUUUCAUCAACUAUCAUGCAUUCUCACUAACUUUCAUAAACUCGCUAGUUUAGAUGAGAGUUUGAGCUCAUUUGACCUGGAAUAUACCCAGUUUGCUUUUGUUGACUACUGUAGCUCUCAUUAGUGAGCUUAAGAUGCACCAAAUCUACGACGCACACGUGAAGAAAAACUGUAACUAUUCCUACAGUUUCACUACGCGGAUAAAAAUUACGGCAUCCAGUUGGUAAACAAAGUCAGAGACACAAGUAAAGCAAAAAAUAAAACUGUAUUCCAAACAUUAGCAACGGUUUUUAUGUCACGUCCGCGUCGUAGAUUUGGUGCAUCUUAUAAGCUCGCUAUUACGGGAGUGCAUGAGAGUUGGGAGUCACGCGACCUUGGUAGCUUUUCUUAAUGCUUUCCCAACACUAUCAUGUAUUCUAUUUAAGUUACUGUAAAACGUAGUUGGAACACUCAUCAUGUUCUCUGUCAUGCCGUACGUCUCAUCAACUUUCAUUAUCGUUUGACCAUAAUAUCCAGACAAUUCUCACCCUCCUAUUUUGUGUGAAAGUCUUUAACUCUAACGCCUACCCCUGUAAAAAAACUCGCUCAGCGUUGCUGCUUGCACCCAACUAGAAAUUUUUCCAUCCCUCCUUUUUUCAAACGCCCUUUUGCAAACGCCCUUUUGCAAUUGUAGUUCAGAAAGGGUUGUCCGAAUAGAAAUCCAUUUUGAUGUAUUCAGUCAAUUAUAUCUUUCGUUAUUCUUUAUGAAACUAGUUGAAAUUUUGUAAUUAUGUUUGGUUAUGAGAACCAUAGCUCUGACAAAAAUAUGGAAUCGAAAUAAAGUAUAUUACAGGAGAUAUUCAGUUGUUUUAAUCACAAAAUGGAUUUCUAUUUGACAACUAGUGCCAGCACUUUUCCGCGUAUCAAGAUCAUCUGGAUAGAAAUGUAUUUUCUCCAUUGUAUAUAUAGCAAGUGGAUUUCAACAUAUUCGAAGGUUUGGAUUGUCAUGGUGUUUGUCAAGCAACUGUUUCGCGUGGUGUAGUCGUGUACGAGGAUGGCGAGGUCAUUUAUGUUUAAAGCUUUCAUUUUCUCGGCUUAGGGACCGUUCAUUAUUUAUACCUGCGGUUGGUACAGAAGAGAAGCGAAAAACAAUGUAAAUUUUUUAUUUACCCAACCUUAACAUUGGUCAAAAUAACUUUUACCCAACCCAUGUGUUACUGUACGUCAUAAUAAUUAAGCACACAAGAUUAUCGUGACAGAAAUCAAGUUGUCUAAAUUCUAAAAGCUCACUCACACUCAAACUCACUGAGUGUGCCAAAGCAAUCACGUUCCUGCUGAUCAAUGAUAGACUCCUUCCUCGAUCACUGAUGGUCUAUUUUGGUACAGAAUGCACUGUACACAUUUUUCUUCAUAUUUCAUAAUGCAUGGUAAUUUUGGUUUUAUUUUAUAGCUGACAGACAGCCAUAAAUUUUUUUACCCAACCCAUGAGCUAGUCAAAAACUUGAUUACCCAACCCAUAUCCAUAUACCAACCCCGGGUAUAAAUAAUGAACAGUCCCUUAGACAAUGUUUAUUUUUAAAAUUACUUUGCCAAUGAACUCAUAGGAUGGGUCUAAGUUGGUGAGUUUGAAUUUUCUUUACCAUAAAAUCAUAAAAAUUUGGUUACUUAAAACGUUUUAUGUGUAACAUGUUAUGCUCCAUUAUUUUAAACAGCUAAGUGUCGUUAGAGGUGCUGGCAAAUUUGUACCAAAUCCAACAUACUCCAAUUAUGUGUACAAAACAGUCGAACAGCGUGACAAGGUAUGGCUUUAUUUAUUCUGGAUAGAUCUAUCAGUAAAGUUAAAAAUUUUAAAUUAGCUUUAUUGGAGAAAACCUAAACUGAACUAACUUUAUUUAUACUGGAUAGCUUUAUCACUUCUAAACUGUUCUCCCUAGAGGUUCAGUAAGGAUCAUCUCUUAUUGAUCCAGUGUUACUACAGGAGGAAACCUAAACUAAACUAACUUUAUUUAUACUGGAUAGUUCUAUCAGUUCUAAACUGUUCUCCCUAGAGGUGCAUUAAGAAUCCUUUCUUAUUGAUCCAAUGUUACUACAGGAGGAAACCUAAACUAAAUUAAUUUUAUUUAUACUGGACAGCUUUAUCAGUUCUUAACUGUUCUUCCUAGAGGUACAGUAAGGAUAAUCUCUUAUUGAUCCAGUGUUACUACAGGAGGAAACCUAAACUAAACUAACUUUAUUUAUACUGGAUAGCUCUAUCAGUUCUAAACUGUUCUUCCUAGAGGUCCAGUAAGGAUUAUCUCUUAUUGAUCCAGUGUUACUACAGGAGGGAACCUAAAUUAAACUAACUUUAUUUAUACUGGAUAGGUCACACAUGCCCUAACUAAUAUCCCAUCAAAUGCACAAUAAGAAAUAAAAUUUAAUUUUCUCUCCUGAGGUUUGCGUGCCAAAGAAAGUUGAACGUGAACCAUACACUGGCCCAGUGGUACAAAUCCCUCAAGCCAAAGUUCCUACUGCGGUACCACUGUCUCCCAUACAGUACUCCAAGAAAGACAGAGAGGAAAAAGUCUCACGGGUGGGACAUAGGGAUCUACACUCUUCUGGAUUCUCCUUAGCAGGUGCUUUGUACAUCACAUCUCAUUAUACCAUAUCAUACCAUACUAUUCCAUACCAUGUCCUCAUUAUACAAUACUGGUCCCCCCACCCGCUUACAUUUGACCAAAAUGUUUCAAAACAUGUUUUUAACUGGUUUGCUAAUAGAAAUGGUUUCCAACAAAUUUAAGAAAGUUUGGAGUGGUUUGGGGCUCUUUAUGAAUUUUGAAAAUUUCUUAUUGUCGCGCGUUUGUUCACCCCUGGGUCAUCAUUCAUCUACCUAUACUAUCCAGGCUCGUGGUUGGUUGAUUAUAGCAAUGAAAGACAAUAAAACUAUAGAAAUCGUCUUUGUAAAGAACGAGUCACGAACAAUGACACGAACAUUUUUGUUUCUGAAAGCCAAUCACAAAACAUGAGCAUUUUAGGGGCUGAUUACAUGGACCGGGCCAGCCCGGUUGGUUAACCGGGCUGAAAAAUGUCACGAAAAUCUUCCUUGGGCCGCAAAAUGAGUUUUAAAUCUGGUUUAGGAUGAUUUUGCAUCUAUACUAAACCAAUUAUUUAUCGCAAAUUUAUUUUACGCGAGUUUUAAAACCACAGUAAGGUCCUAAACAAACGAGUCAGCCCGGUUAACCGGGCCAGCUCGGCACCAUGUAAUCAGCACCUUAGGUAGGCCUUUACCCCUGGGUGCCUACCGCCACUUUGAAAUCUAUGGCAUGUUAGCUGAAAAGUCCUAAAAUUUUAUUUUCCAUCCUUUAGGAGGACAAGUUGAUGACGACCAGCCGUUCCGACCUUCAUCUCGUGUACACAAACCUCCUGGUGGUGGAUCCUCUUUCUCAUUAGGAUAGAAAACGUACUUGUAUUUAUUUAGCAGUUGUUGACGAAUGUAGUGAAUUGUAGUAAAUUUGAGGCAUUAUGAAUGCUCGUGAAUAUAUGUUAUUUUUCAA
Molecule: messenger RNA, 7190 nt
Organism: Paramuricea clavata
Lineage: Eukaryota; Metazoa; Cnidaria; Anthozoa; Malacalcyonacea; Plexauridae
Source: the annotation of a GenBank genome assembly